UCCGCUUAUCGCCACCUCUCCGCUUCUCUCCGCCUCUCCGCCUCUCUGCCUCAAUUUGCGAACGAUAUGGAGCUUGAGCUACCCAAACGAUUGUAUGCAGAGGGUUCAGAACCUCGGGUUAAGAAGAUCAACAACAGUUGCCGCAUGGAACUUAUCAGAGAUCUGAAGAAAGCUAUGUGUGCCGAGUAUGAUGAUGUGAAGAGAGAUCCAGUUUUCACACAUAUCAUGGCUAUUGCCGAAAAUGAUCUCAAGUUCUCUGGGAAACUAGUGGAUAGCUUCAUAUGUAGGCAGCUGAUUACCUCAAAGCUGCAUGAGAAGUGGUUUGUUUUUGCGAGGACGCCUCUCCGGUUUUCGCUUCAGGAGUACCAUGCCGUGACAGGCCUCAAGAUUACACGGGAAACUAACAGUGACGUAGUGAAAUGGAAAAACGACGGGGGUUUUUGGAGUAACCUACUGCACACAGGUGGUAAGAUCACCUUGCAGUCGAUCAGAAAGGUUCAUCUACAAGAAGUUCACACCUGGACUCGGCUUGAUAGGAUGAGGUUGAUCUACUUGUGUGUAAUAGUGGGUGUGGUGAUGGGGAGAGAUGAGAAGGUGUCCAUCCCUCAUAUGUACAUCAAGUUGGUGAUGGAUUUUGACAAGGUUCGGAAGUUCCAUUGGGGUCUUCACUCGUAUGAUUUCCUGCUGAGUUCGAUUGAGAAGGCUAGGAAGAAGUUGGGUAAGAAGGAGAGCUACAUUUUCGAGGGUUUCUCCUAUGCUCUCCAGAUUUGGAUUAUGGAGGCAAUUCCAGAUUUUGGAGAAAUUUUAGGCAGAAGAGUCUCAGACAGCUUCAAAGGUCCAAGGUGUGGGAAUUGGAAAGGAGUUGCAAAAGUUUCUUAUGAAGACAUCAUUGAGCUCGAGGACUCCUUAACUAACAAGGAUAACUUCUUCUCGGUCAUAUCAGUGACUGGUAAUGGUGAUGUGUUUCUAGAUGCUCAGUACACAAGGGAGGGUGAGAUGGAAGAUGAACGAGUGGACCUUGUUUUGGAGAGGAUCAGGAACAAGUAUGAUUGGAGCAGCACAGACUGGCCAGUUUUAGACCCUGAAGAGUCUAAAAUGGAGGAACCCUGAAGAGUCUAAAGUCGCCUUCAGCAAAGUUUUGUUCUCAAACAAUUGUCCCUUCUUAACAACAUUGAGCACAGAAAACUUUGACAUCUUAUGUAUGUCCUCUUUGGCCGAGAUCAUGGUAUCGGCAUGAUAGGCAUCCUCAUCAACUUCGACUCUUCUAAUCUUUUCUUUCUUUUUCUCGCACUGCCUCUCAACAAACACAGGAGCCGGUUCGUUCCCCCUAUCAACCGAGUUUCCCUCCUCUUGAGCAGAACUUGAAUCAGCUGGCGACUUGUUAAGAUCAAAGUCUGGUUCAUUCAGAUUCUCAACUUUGGCUUUAGACGUUACACACAAUCGAGUAGAAACACACUUUUGAACAAAACCAACAAAAUUCUGAAGCUGUCGAUCAUUCGCAAUGAUCACAGGUGGACAAGUUGAUGUAUUGAUCAACUCAUUAGGUAGAUAACUCAACUCCAAAUCGGGUAAGCUAUCUUCUUCCAUAUCAAAAUCUUCCAAAACCAUUCUUUUAAAAACCUCUAAGGUAGAACUUGAUUCCAAUAACAGUAGCCUAGCCCCUUUCUCAUCAGCCGAAAAAACCCAUCCCGUGGUUGCUCCAAACUCCCAAACACCACAUGUUGUAUAGAUAUGCAUCAUAGAACAAGUUUUUGUGAAAAUCACAAGACAAACUAUAGAAAAAUCAUGGGGAAAUCAUAGAUUGGUGAAGAAGAACAUUCAAAAUCGUUUUUUUUUUAAAUUUUUCACGAAGCAAAUCAAUGAAAACACGUUUUAGGAAGUUAGAAUAUUUUUAGAAUAUUUUUAAAACUGCAACUUCCUUAAUUUUCGAAAAUUCAGUUUUUUUAUCCGUAGAAGGCACCUUCUACACUGUGUAGAACAUAACAAAAUUCCAGAAUGUAAUUUCUACACUAUGUGGACGUUCGUGUAUGUUUUAGAUUUUGCAUUCCUGAUAACUUAGAAUACUCGAUAAAAGUAGAAACAUGUUUCUGAAUAAAAGUAGCGAUCAUUACAAAUAGUAGAAUUCGUAUUCCCCAUAUUUAGAAUUAUAGUAAAAAGUAGUUUUUAUGUUCUAAAACAAGUAGAUGGAUGUGUUCAUUCUAGAAUUCAUUUUCUACUCACCCGUUUUGUGUAGAAACAGAAUUCUACUUUUAGUAGAACGUAAUUUAAAAACAUUAUUUAUUAUGUUUUUCAAACCUAAAAAAAUAUGUGUUUGUGUAAAUGGGUGUUUUAUUAGUUUUUUAUAUUUUUAAUAAUUUUUUUGAUUCUUAUAACUAUUUAUUACAUUAAUUUUAACAUAUGGAAAGGGUAAAAAGGAGAAAAAAUGGAAAAAAAUGGAUUUAUACCAUA
This is a messenger RNA of Brassica rapa (field mustard), 2448 nucleotides long. RefSeq lists its product as uncharacterized. Lineage: Eukaryota; Viridiplantae; Streptophyta; Magnoliopsida; Brassicales; Brassicaceae. The record is from RefSeq and is a predicted model, not a curated record.